GUUUACUACUACUAUAUGGCGGAUUCGGCAGCACUGAAAGUGGGGUAUUACGGAUCAACAUGUCCUUCAGCAGAAACUAUAGUGAAGAAUGCUGUGAACAGAGCUGUGUGUGAAAAUCCUGGCGUUGCAGCUGGCCUCAUUAGAAUGCAUUUUCAUGACUGUUUUGUUAGGGGCUGCGACGCGUCCGUACUACUGGACUCAACGCCCGGGCGCCCAUCCGAGAAAGAGAACGUGGCCAACAACCCAAGCCUAAGAGGCUUCGACGUUAUCGAUGACGCCAAGGCCCAAAUCGAAGCCCAAUGUCCUCAAACCGUCUCCUGCGCCGACAUCCUCGCCUUCGCCGCACGCGACGGUGUCACCGCUCUCGGCGGCGCCGAUUACUCUGUCCCCGCUGGCCGCCGAGACGGCCCAGUCUCGCUCGGAGACGAACCAUCCCGACAUCUGCCCAGCCCUUUCUUCAACGCCACACAACUCCGAGACAGUUUCGCCCUGAAAGGCCUCACCUUGGCCGAAAUGGUCACGCUCUCCGGGGCCCACUCGGUCGGGUUGUCUCACUGCUCUUCGUUCUCGACUCGACUGUACUCGUUCAACGCUACCCACCCUCAGGACCCUUCGAUGGAUCCAGAUUUCGCUCGGGAGCUGAAGAAGAAGUGCCCUGAUUCGACGCGUGGAAACGACGCGCCACUGGUGCCUCUUGAUGGGCUGACGCCAAAUAGGCUUGAUAAUAAGUAUUACGUGGGUUUGAAGAACGGCCGUGGAGUUUUGAGUUCGGAUCAAAGUCUAAUGAGUAGUUCUCUGACCGCAAAAAUGGUGAGGAACAAAGCCAGGCGUGGCGAAGCUUGGGGGAAGAAGUUUGCUGAGGCUAUGGUGAAAAUGGGCUCCAUUGAUGUCCUGACCGGAAGCUCAGGGGAGAUCAGGAAGAACUGUAGAUUUGUGAAUUGAUUAACAUUAGCUGUUACAUCUUCCCUUUUUAUUAUAUAAUUAACCUCAAAUUGUCUAAUUGUGUGAUUAUUAUAGUGAGUUUCAAGUAAAUGAAUAUAUGUGAUUCUGUGCUUAAAAGUAUAUUCA
Messenger RNA from Humulus lupulus (European hop), 1068 nucleotides. Its product is annotated as peroxidase 5-like. The record is from RefSeq and is a predicted model, not a curated record. Gene Ontology annotation, cellular component: plasmodesma; plant-type cell wall. NCBI's taxonomy places the organism in Eukaryota, Viridiplantae, Streptophyta, Magnoliopsida, Rosales, Cannabaceae. Gene Ontology annotation, biological process: hydrogen peroxide catabolic process; response to oxidative stress. Gene Ontology annotation, molecular function: heme binding; peroxidase activity. The coding region runs from base 16 to 942 and encodes 308 amino acids. The transcript is spliced from 2 exons.